CCGGAACCCAUCAGUAUGAAUCAAUUCUUAUCCGCGAUCCACCUCAAUGCUUUCUCCAGCCUCUCGAGAAUGGCCAUGUGGUGAGACGAUAAUUUAGAGGUGCUGGCAAAUCGUCCUCUUGUGAUUGGAUUCCACACGAGCGGAGAAUCUUAUCUUCCCGAGUCGAGACAGGUCGAUUCCUGGAAACGGCUCUCGCACUGUUCUUGAUCGAUCUUAAACCUCAAGAAGCACAUACCACCGUCGUCAUCUCCUGCCUGUUUCUUGUAUUGUUGCUUAAGGUUGAUCAUCCAUUAUCCGAGGCUACAAAUGGGAUUACUCAGCAGGUGUCAUAUCCAUGCCGAUCAAGAAAUCAAGGACGCGACAAACCCGCGCUCAGCGUGGUCCUGUUGCUCCUCCUCCUCGCCCUCGGACGCACGCGUUCACGGGAUGUCUCACUUGCAGAGAGAGACACGUGAAAUGUGACCUGGGGCAGCCAUCAUGUCACAACUGUACCCGUCUCAAAGUCCCCUGUGAGGGGUACUCCAGGAAAUAUACAUGGGUUUCACCUAAGAUCUUGAGAAAAGGGCGGCGGGUGAUUGAUCGGGGAUCCCAAGAAGAGGUUGAGGAAGGUCAAAGUAGUCGUCGAGUACUAUUUUCAGACGAAGAGCGCGUUGCAAUGGCUGUCCAGAUGAGGAAUGAAUGCUGUGUCAAUGCAUCAUUCCUCGAUUUGGAUCGUGUACUACGAGAGCUGCAAGAAAAAGUCGCAGAAGCAAGCGAGUUUGCCCGUAUCGGUCCCUUUGGUGUCCUCCCAGUCGUUUCGAAGCUGUCGGCGAGUCCUUCGCCAGAAGCUCAUCCAGAACCGGAUGCUAUACACCAUGUGCAAGCUGAUGAACAGAAUGGACGGAUUUCGACCCCCGACUUGGAUUUGUCACUCUCCCAGUUUGCUUGGGGCGAGCUUGACGAUGUACAGGCCUGGGAUGCAUUGGACUCUGCUCUCGUCACAUUUUCCAGAUUUACCUCAGAGAAAGGGUCUAGCAACGGAGAUGUAUAUGCAACUUGGGAUCUAGCGAUGAAUUCUCCGUCACAGAGUUUUGCCAAUGAUUCUACAAACGCCCUGGCUGUUGGUCAAUAUGGACCGAACACUGGAGGCCAGAUCCUUGGCUUUGAUAGCGCCAUUGAACACACUACAACCCAUGAGAGCCCGACGGAGUCGCUUAAUAUUCAUGCUAGAGUACCUGCGAUACUGCAGAUGCCAAAUACAGCAAACAUGUCUAAGAUACCCCCUGAAGCUCGGCUCCUUCUGGACUACUAUUCCUCACAAGUCGUCGAAGCCAUGUCCAUGUCUCCAGUCAAGAAGCCGCCUUGGAGAACAAUACACCUGCCAUGUGCGAUGAGCGCAUUAGCCGAGCUCAUCGUGCACGGAGAAGGUAGGAGCUUUGCCAAAAUGGCCCUCUUCUAUGCUUUGCUGUCAAUCAGCGCCUUUCAUUUGGGCUUUGCGAACCAGAAAUCGAAUGGUAGUGCACAGCACUGGAAGUUGAAAGGUGCUGCUCAUAAGAAAACUGCCCAGAAAUACCUGCAGUCGUCACUUGACAAGAAUUUACCGAAAACAAUGAGAGGCAAGUAUAAGGAGGUACUGAUGAGUAUGCUGAGCAUGGUUACUAUUGGUGUGUUCAGUGGAGACAUGCAAGAUUCUCAAGCCUAUCUCGCCGAGAGUGAAUCCUUAAUCCGGACUAUCGGACUACCCAAACCAGUAAAAUCGCUCAAGAUAUCAAAGCUCCAUCACAUCUUCUCAUACCUGAGAAUCAUCCACGAAAGCACAUCACUGAGGGGAAGUAAACCCAAGACGGACAGUUUGCACGACACCUUGGCAUCUUCACAAACUGAAGAGGACCAAAAUCAAGAACUUUCCAUUGACAUGGCUCAGUCAGCCAGUUCUAGAUUAGCGUGGAUCGAAGGAGAAGAACCUGAAGAUUUGGAAGAAGAUCCUCUGUUUGUCUCGAUCUACCAAUUGCCGACCACACUCUUGUCCUUGAUUUCACAAACUUCAUCACUUUGCAAACAGCUGGAAUCUCCAGAAUCGACAACAUCAGAGUUUGAUCGGAGAUGCAAAAUCGUUGAGGAUCGAAUAUUCAGGUGGAAAGCUCCCACGGAUUUGAGCCUCACAUCACAUUCUGGGCCGGAUCAGUCGAAUUCGCCAGACGCUGCAGCGAAAGAGGUAGCUGCUCACCUGGUCAAUGCUACAUAUCAGGCCUUAAUCGUACAUUUCCAGCGUCAGAUUCGCAAUACCAAUCCGCGCGUCCUUCAGCACUAUGUCGCAAACGCAGCAGACCACUUGCUAGCUCACGAACAACUCAAACAGAGUCUCAAGUUAUGCCAUGCGCCAUUUCCGUGGCCAGGGUUCAUCGUUGGCUGCGAAGCUUAUGACUUUUCUGCGAGGCAAAAGAUCGAUCUCUAUCUCAAGACCGUGCGGUGCUAUAAUGUGGGAAGUGUCAUGGCAGCGGAGAAGGUUGUGUACGAGGUUUGGAGAAGACAGGAUGCGGGACAGAGUGAUCACCAAUGGGAAGAUGUGUUAAAGGAUUGGGGUAUGCAGGUAGUCUUGACUUGAUAAGUCCGUAAAUUCCAAUAAAUACUCUUAAUUUAGCGAAAGAUAGCUCCAUGUUUAUGCUACCUCGACCAAUUUCCACAGCUUAUACGCUGAGACGACUGGAGAGUCCCACAAAU
Molecule: messenger RNA, 2700 nt
Organism: Cadophora gregata
Lineage: Eukaryota; Fungi; Ascomycota; Leotiomycetes; Helotiales; Ploettnerulaceae
Exons: 5
Coding region: 335-2584 (749 amino acids)
Biological process (GO): positive regulation of transcription by RNA polymerase II
Cellular component (GO): nucleus
Molecular function (GO): DNA-binding transcription factor activity, RNA polymerase II-specific; transcription cis-regulatory region binding; zinc ion binding
Source: RefSeq, a predicted model, not a curated record